Molecule: messenger RNA, 504 nt
Organism: Lactuca virosa
Lineage: Eukaryota; Viridiplantae; Streptophyta; Magnoliopsida; Asterales; Asteraceae
Source: the annotation of a GenBank genome assembly
AUGCCUAAACAAGAAGCUCCUCAAUCAAUGUAUCCCAAGGUGAUCGUCAAAGAACAAGUCCAUGAUCAUGUUGAAUCGCUUGAAGGUCUCCGUUAUCUUGUUCGUUUUGGAGUAGAAAACGUAGCCCCUGAUGAAUCUUAUGCAAAAGCCAGGCAAAUUUGUGUGUCAAAUUUGGCAAUGCGAACUCUUCCCAACGCAAAAGGGUCGGGGAAGAUAGAGAAUCGUGAAAUUAAGGACGUUGAUCAUGCAGUUCAACGUCCUCGAGCAGUAUUAUCUAGUCCCGAUAAUGACUAUUUGAUUGGGAAGAUGAACGAGAAGGCAUUCAAACGGGUUUCUACUCCAAAACCACAUGCUUCUGGGAAAGUUAAUUUGGUUUGUGUUGACGUUGGGAAGGCACGUGGUACAAACCCAACCUUUGGUGUACAAAAUCGUCCCAAGAUAAAAGACCACAAUAGACCGUCAAUUUUAAAAGAUAAAACAUGUAUAACAAAACUAAAAUCAUAA